GGUAACACCGAUUCGUUCUUUAUAGUACGGCGUUCAUUAAAAAAACACGACGUCAACUUGCUAUUUGCAAAAAAUUUGGCCGUAAAAAAUGUCGCACCUCGUGAAAAUGGAAAACGGACAGAGCCAGACCAUCCAGGAGAUGCUGGGCUGCAUCGAGCGCUACAAUCCGGAUCAUCUGAAAACACUGGAGGCAUAUGUGCAGGAUCAGGCAAAGAACAACACCUACGAUUUGGAAGCCAAUCUGGCCGUGCUGAAGCUGUACCAAUUCAACCCGCACAUGCUGAACUUCGAUAUCACGUACACAAUCCUGCUUAAAUCUCUGACCAGCUUGCCGCACACGGAUUUCGUGAUGGCCAAGUGCCUGUUGUUGCCUCAGCAGAUGAAGGACGAGAAUGUACAGACAAUCAUAGACCUGGCUGAUAUUCUGGAGCGGGCUGACUUCACUCUCUUCUGGCAGCGCGCUGAGGUGAACCGCAGCAUGUUCCGACACAUUUCUGGCUUCCACGAUUCCAUUCGCAAGUUUGUCUCGCAUGUGGUGGGCACCACCUUCCAAACAAUCCGCAAGGACCUUCUUAAGGAACUGCUCGGAGGAAUCGAGGACUCAACGCUGGAGAGCUGGAUCAAACGGAACGGCUGGAAGCACCAAGGACAGGGAAUCGUCGUUGUGGCCACCCAAGACGACAAGAUCAAGACGAAGAACAUCACGGAGAAGAUCGAGUUCGACAAUGUUGGUGCCCUAAUGGCCCAGUGCCUGUAAGAACCUCCUCCGCGUUUAUAGUCCAUGUCUACAUUUCUACGAAUAGUAAUUAACGGAAACAAAAUAAAAGCCUGUCCGUACAGCUAAA
This is a messenger RNA of Drosophila eugracilis, 845 nucleotides long. RefSeq names its product eukaryotic translation initiation factor 3 subunit K (gene eIF3k). NCBI's taxonomy places the organism in Eukaryota, Metazoa, Arthropoda, Insecta, Diptera, Drosophilidae. Bases 89 to 757 code for a protein of 222 amino acids. The transcript has 2 exons. Gene Ontology annotation, biological process: regulation of translational initiation. Gene Ontology annotation, cellular component: cytoplasm; eukaryotic translation initiation factor 3 complex. Gene Ontology annotation, molecular function: ribosome binding; translation initiation factor activity. The record is from RefSeq and is a predicted model, not a curated record.